Limanda limanda (common dab) is the source of this 4504-nucleotide messenger RNA. RefSeq names its product pleckstrin homology domain containing, family H (with MyTH4 domain) member 2 (gene plekhh2). Bases 68 to 4495 code for a protein of 1475 amino acids. Gene Ontology annotation, cellular component: cytoskeleton; cytoplasm. Gene Ontology annotation, biological process: negative regulation of actin filament depolymerization. Gene Ontology annotation, molecular function: actin binding. The record is from RefSeq and is a predicted model, not a curated record. Lineage: Eukaryota; Metazoa; Chordata; Actinopteri; Pleuronectiformes; Pleuronectidae. The transcript is spliced from 30 exons.
GGAGUGGACAUGACGUGACGUCAGCCGGACACUUCUGCGUCAAUAUCGUCUAGGAGGGUCGGCCGGUAUGGCGGAUGGGGAGGAGGCCAUGAGCCAGGAGGACUGGAAGGAGAAGUGUAUGGUGCUGGAGGCGCUGCUCAUGAAGUUCAGAGUGCAGAUCAUCAGGAUUCGAGAGCUCACCGCCGACAAAAUUCAACAGUUGGAGACGCAGGUGAUCGAUGCAGAGAAGAGGGCGUUCACUGCUCACCAGCAGGUGCAGUGGAUGGAGGAGAAGCUGAAGGCUCCUGAAGGUCAGUCCGGAGAUGCAGAGGUGCGUUUGUUUCAGCGCUGCCAGGAGCUGCAGGCCUCGGUGCAGGAGAAGGACGACGUCAUCGAGCAGUUGGAGCAGCAGCUGGAGGAGCAGAAACAGAUCCGACUUCAAGAUUCCAAAACAGUGGAGGAGAAAGCUGCAAAAAUCAAGGAGUGGGUGAUGCUGAAGUUAAAUGAGUUUGAGGUUGAGAAUGCAGCAUUAAGAGAAACCAACAAGCAACAUGAGGCUCAGAUUCUGGAGCUACAGAAACAAGUGCAGGCCUUCGAGCAGAAGUGCAGUGGUGGACCUGGAGUCCUCAGCAGACCAGGUGAGGCCCAGCGUCUCAGCAGCCUCACGUUUGGCUGUUUCCAGGUGAGGGGGAAGAACCCCCAGGUCCUCACUGGCCCGGCCCCCUCCCAGAGGACCCUCAGCACCCAGGAGGAGAUUGAGGCCAGAGAUGAACCUGCGUCCUCAGAGACAGACGGUGAAGUCCACAGCCCGGACCGAGCUGGACCCCUGUGCUCUCCUCUGGAGGACGACAGUGCCUCUGACAGCCUGGCGGACAGCACAUGUGGACGUGAGUCUCGGGCGGUCUCCUCUGUGCUCUCCAGUGCUGCAUCGGAGGGCGAGGGAGGAGGAGGAGGAGGAGGGAGUGGAGCAGGUGGUCUGGAGUUCAGCCGCCCCGGCAGCGAGACCUACCUGACCGCCUCGGACGACAGCAGCUCUCUGUUUGACGACGACAUGCAGCGGGCGGAGCGGCCCAGCUUCGGCCUCCUGGGGUCGUCGGACGGGACCCUGGGGGAGGGGAAGGAGGGUGAGGAGGAGGAGGAGGCGGCACACGGGGCCGAGCUGGAGGACGGCACCUCCGAGGAGCUCAACAAACGAUUCCAGUCGCAGAGACUCGACUCCUCAUCUUCCUCCAGCGAGCCCAACACUCCCAGCCCCAGCCUCACCCCGGCCCUCACACCCAAACGCCCAACCCCGCCCCAGGACCCAAGGGACAACCCGGCCUCACCCAAACAGCCACGCCUGCGGACCCCAGCAGGGUUCGGGCUGAUUCAUGCGUCUGUGGCCAAGAAGCACCUGAGCCAGCCUCCGGUCAGCAGCGAGGCGGCACACGGGCGCACACGCAACGCGCUCAGCAUGCUCCGCCCCUUCCGGCCACAGGAGACGGACCUGGACCAGGAGGGGGAGGCUGGCAUGGAGACAGGCAGGGACACGCCCCCUCAAACCCUCCCCAGCUCACAAGCUCCACCCACCACGCUUUACUUGCAGACCUCACCUGAACCUGGUCCAGAGCCGAGUGACCUCUCGGCACCUCCCACCCCCCCUCUGCACAGACUGCCCUCCUGGGAGAGUCGUAUCUACGCUGUCGCUAAAUCAGGAAUCCGACUGUCUGAGACGUCCUGCACAGACCCUGCCAGUAAAGACCCUUCCCUCCAGUCCUCCUACCCUGCCUUCGUCAUGUAUACAUCCCUCGUCUAUAAGAACAUGACUACACCCGUUUAUACUACUCUGAAGGGGAAAGCCACUCUACUGAGCAGCAGUCCCGUCUCAGACGAGUCGUCCGGCUCCGAGGAGUCGUCCGGCUCAGGAGAGGAGGACGGCUCCGUCUGCAGCUCCCACACCUCGUCCAGCUCCCGCAAGGACGGCAGCCCGGGCAGCCCGCGCUCUCUCAAGAGAGCUGUGUCCAUGUCCUCGAUGACAUCAGAGAGCGACUACGCCAUCCCUCCCGACGCCUACUCCACCGACACAGAGUGCUUCGAACCGGAGCAGAAGCUGCCCAAGACCUGCUCAGCAGCCAGCGACAACGGCAAGAGUGAGCCGAUGGAGAAGUCAGGCUACCUGUUGAAGAUGGUUAAGACCUGGAAGAAAACCUGGAAGAGACGCUGGUUUGUCCUCAAAGACGGAGAGCUGCUCUACUACAAGUCACCUAGCGAUGUGAUCAGGAAGCCUCAGGGUCAGAUCGAGGUCAACGCCACCAGCAGCAUCGCCCGCGGAGAAGGGAAACAGAUUCUCCAGGUAGUGACGGGGAAGCGUGUUUACUACCUGAAAGCUGACUCUCCCAACCUACUGGAGGAGUGGCUCAAGGUGCUGCUGAGUGUUCUGAGGCUGAAAGCUGCCAGUCCGCUCUUCACCCAGCCUGAUAUCCGCCCUGGCAUGAAGGGGCUGCUCAUAAAGGUGAAGCAUGGAUACUCAAAGCGCGUUUGGUGUGCUCUGAUCGGCAAAACGCUGUUCUACUUCCGGAGCCAAGACGACAAGUUCCCACUGGGUCAGAUAAAGCUGUGGGAGGCCAGGGUGGAGGAGGUGGACAGGUCCCGGGAUUCAGAUGAUGACCUGAAGGCAUGUGGGCGGGGCCUACAGGGAGCACCUUUCACCAUCUCUGUCCACCCACAGGAGCAAGGGCCCACCUACCUGCUAAUCGAGUCCCGCCAUGAAAAGGACUCGUGGCUGUACCAUCUGUCUGUGGCAGCAGGAACCACGGUGGGUAAAGUUGGCACCGAGUUCGAACAGCUUGUGGGAAAGCUCUUCCAGGUUGACGGAGAUCCAAACUCUCAGAUCUGGAGACAUCCCAUGCUGUGUUUCAGUAAAGAGGCUCUGUCAUCUCCUCUCACCACGCUGCCCUCACAGGCUCUGCAGACAGAGGCUGUUAAACUCUUCAAGACUUGUCAGCUGUUCAUCAAUGUGGCCAUCGAUGCCCCGGCCAUCGACUACCACGUCUCGCUAGCCCAGAGCGCCUUGCAGGUGUGCCUGACCCACCCGGCGCUUCAGAACGAGUUUUUCUGCCAGCUCAUCAAGCAGACCCGCAGGAGGCAGCCUCACGGCCACCCAGGACCCCUGCAGGGCUGGCAGUUUCUGGCCCUGUGCGUGGGACUGUUCCUGCCUCAGCAUCCUUUCCUCUGGCUGCUCCAGGCUCACCUCAAAAGACAAGGAGACUCCAGGACUGAGGUGGGUAAGUAUGCCAUCUACUGCCAGCGGUCCAUGGAGCGGACCCAGCAGAAGGGUGAGAGGCAGGGCCGGCCGUCCCGUAUGGAGAUCCUCUCCAUCCUGCUGAGGAACCCCUACCAUCACUCGCUGCCAUUCAGCGUCCCUGUUCACUUCCUCAACAACACCUACCAGGUGGUGAGUUUCGAUGCUUCAACCACAGUGGACGAGUUCCAAUGUCGCCUCAACCAGGACACUGGCAUAAGAAAAACUGGGCUGUCUGGAUUCAGCCUGUUCACAGAUGACCCGACCGGACGAGAGCUGGAACACUGUCUGCAAGGAGGCAUUAAGAUUUGUGACAUUAUCUCGAAAUGGGAGCAGGCCUGUAAGGAUCAGCACACCGGCAAGUCUGAAACCACCAGGACUGUACGCCUCACCUACAAGAACAGGCUGUAUUUCUCUCCCCAGGUCCGGGGGGAGUCAGAGAGGGAGAGGUUGCUGCUGGCAUAUCAGAUCAACGAAGCCAUUGUAGCAGGACACUUUCCUGUCAACAAGGAGCUGGCUUUGGAAAUGGCUGCCCUGCUGGCCCAGGUGGAGUUUGGAGAUUUUGAGCGUCCCUUCUCUGCUCCGGGUUCAGCGCAGACCAAGUCGAACCAAACCCUGAAACAAGUUCUUGAAAGAUUUUACCCAAAGCACUACCGCAGAACCACGUCUGAGGAGCAGCUCAGGCAGCUGCUGCAGCGUCUCUCCGCCCGCUGGGCCUCGCUCAGAGGUCGAAGUUCACCCGAGUGCGUCAGGAUCUACUUGACUGUCGCUCGAAAAUGGCCUUUCUUUGGUGCCAGACUAUUUGAAGCAGAGUCCACUACUCCCUCUCCAGAGCAGGGUGUGCGUGUUUGGCUCGCCGUGCACGAAGAUGGCAUCAGUAUUCUGGAGCACAACUCUAUUAAACCGCUGGUGUCGCACCCCUACAAAAACCUGAUGACGUUUGGAGGCUGCAAACAGGACUUCAUGCUGGUAAUGGGCCAGAGCAUCGGUACCAACAGCAGCAAAGACAAACCCACAGAGAAACAUCUGUUUGCUAUGGACACCUCUAAGAUCAGGGAAAUCACCCUCCUCAUCUCCAGUUACAUCAACAGUGCUCACCAGCUGAAGGCCGCUGCCCACCACCUCUCUGCCCCAGCUCUCAUGGUGGCCCAGCCCAUCAGCCUGAAGUGCAAAGAGCUGAGGAGCAGAUCUCCACCAGCGCUGGGACGUCCCAGCAAGACCCCUACGCUGCUGUGACCGCAUGAC